Messenger RNA from Microplitis demolitor, 3928 nucleotides. RefSeq names its product cyclin-G-associated kinase (gene aux). Gene Ontology annotation, biological process: regulation of clathrin-dependent endocytosis; positive regulation of Notch signaling pathway; protein phosphorylation. Gene Ontology annotation, molecular function: ATP binding; protein serine/threonine kinase activity; AP-2 adaptor complex binding. Gene Ontology annotation, cellular component: cytoplasm. Lineage: Eukaryota; Metazoa; Arthropoda; Insecta; Hymenoptera; Braconidae. The record is from RefSeq and is a predicted model, not a curated record. The coding region runs from base 104 to 3652 and encodes 1182 amino acids. The transcript has 6 exons.
CUAUACGUCAGAAUUACAAUAUGGACGAACAGCAUCGGCUUGAUGAUUUUCAAUCGUAACAUAAUUAUAAAAAACCUCUACUAACAAAAUUAAACAAAUAAAUAUGUCGGAUUAUUUACGAUCAGCAUUUGGAUAUUUAAAUGGUGGGUCUGGUACUAAUGAAUAUGUGGGACAAGUGCUGGAAUUAAGUAAUGUGAAAUUACGAGUAAAUAGAUUAAUUGCUGAGGGUGGCUGGGCGUUAGUGUUUGCAGUAGAAGAUAUUGCUACAGGCAAAGAGUAUGCAUUAAAGAGACUGAUAGCAGUAGAUGAAGAAGCAAAUAAAAGUAUUAUAAAAGAAAUAGAAACAUUAAAAAAAUUAUCUGGACAUACUAAUGUAAUUCAAUACUUAUGUGCACAACGAGUUGAGCGGGAAGAUAGACGUGGGUGCGAAUAUUUAAUAGUAAUGGAAUUGUGCCCUGGUGGUAAUCUUGCUGAUGUACUCCGUGGUACAUCAGCAAAUUCUAUGACUCUACCUCAGAUAUGCCGUGUGGCUUAUCAAAUAACUAGAGCAGUUCAUCAUAUGCACACUCAACAGCCUCAACCAAUAAUACAUUUCGACAUAAAGUUAGAAAAUUUUUUGUUUGGGAGUGAUGGACUUAUUAAAUUAUGUGAUUUUGGUAGUUCUUCAACUCAGAAAAUAUUGCCAGACCCAUCAUGGAAUGCUCAAAAACGUUCUAUGCUAGAAGAUCAAAUGGCAAGAUUUACAACACCUAUGUAUCGUUCUCCAGAAAUGAUGGAUACCUGGAAUAAUGAACCUAUUGGUCCACCAGUUGAUUGUUGGGCAUUAGGCUGUAUUCUAUAUUCUUUAGUAACUCUUCGCCAUCCUUUCCCUGAAGGUAAUAAAUUAGCAAUUAUCAAUGCAAAAUACUUGGUACCAACGCCAAAUCCUCGAUAUUCUUGUAUGUAUGAUUUAAUAAAAGGAUGUCUUGAGCCAUCUCCUAUGAAACGCAUGACAACGUCAAUUUUAUUAGAACGAUUAGCAGCAAUUGCUGAGUCAAAUAAUUUUGAUCCUCGAGAACCAGCAGACAUAGAAAUAAAAGCCCCACCACCACCUCGACCAGCUCCGCCACCACCAGUAGCUCCAGUUCCUCCAAGACCAUCUCCACCGAUUGUAUCAGCACCUCAACCAAUAUCUGCACCAUCUAGACCUGUUCCAGUAUAUCAUCCGCCUUCAAAAGUUCAAGGAGCGUACAGUGCAGGCCUUUUUAGUUCAUUAAAAGGUGGUGCAGGCAGUAUAUUUCGUAACCUUAAAGAUACAUCUAGUAAAGUAAUGCAAACGGUGCAACAAAGUAUGGCUAGAACUGAAUUGGAUGCUAGUUACUUAACUUCACGUAUACUAAUUAUGCCGUAUCCAGCGGAUGGUAUAGAAUCAGCGUAUCGAGCUAAUCAUAUUGAAGAUGUGCGAGCAUAUUUACAAUCUAGACAUCCUUCACCAGCUAAAAUUCAACUGUACAAUCUUUCUCGUGGACGGCCAAAUGCUUCUCGGCUUCCUGGUAAACACAUCGACUGCACAUUUGCUUACUCUUCACCGGACUCUAAUGCUCCACUUUUAUCUGCUCUCUAUCAAAUUUGUCAGGAUAUUUAUAGAUACUUAGAUGCUGAUUUUAAUCAUAUAGUGGUCUUGUAUUGUGUUGAUGGCUGUAGAGCGAGUGCAACAGUCGCUUGUGCUUUACUUCUUUACGCUGGUGUUUUAUCUAGACCUGAGGAAACAAUAACGUUUUUUACUACUCGAAGAUGUCAACCACCUCAGUUACAACCAUCUGAAAUGCGGUCAAUAAAUUAUAUGAGUAUUUUACAUUCUGGAGUUUAUCCACAUACAAGACCUUUAGCAUUACGAUCUCUAAUAUUACAACCCGUCCCGUUAUUUACUCGAGCUAAAGAUGGAUGUCGACCUUAUGUAGAAAUUUAUAGCAAUGGUGCUUUUGUAUUUUCCACAAAAAAACUAGAAUAUGAAGAAAUGAAGUUAUUUGACAUGAUGGAAGGAAAAGUUUGCUUAAUUAUUGGUGAUGCUACUGUUCGUGGUGACGUUACUAUUGUUGUAUUUCAUGCUAGACAACAGCUUGGAAGAGUUAUUGGAAUUAAAAUAGCUUCAUUACAUUUCCACACUGGUUUUAUUUCACUUAAUGAAAGUAUAAUAAAUUUCGAUAAAAAAGAUUUAGAUGAUACUCCUGAAGUUGGAGGACAAUUUAGAGUCAUGUUAAAUAUUAUGGUUGGCGAAGAAAAUUUAAAACCUUCGAGAAUACCGGCACCAUGGGAAGUUGAAGUAUCACGUGAUGAAGAUCUUAGACCUGAUCCAUUAUUUAGUUCAACUUUAGAGAUGGAAGAGACAUUAGAAAAUUUUAGGACUACAUAUAAAAGUAAAACACCACCAAGACGACCAUCUCCACUAAUAAUGAAACGUGAGCUAUCAGAUGAAAAUACUUCGGAACAAGAAAUACCGUUACAUCAAGUAGAAGAUGAUGAUGAUGAUAAUGAGGAAAAAGAAGGAAAAGAAAAACAAGAACAAGAAGAAAGUAAAAUUGUUGAACCUCAAUGUGACGAUAAUUUAAUAGAAGCAGUUCUUUUAGAUUUUGGAGGGUCAUCAUUGGGUGAACUUGACCAAAAUCUUCCUUCUUUAGGGCUUAAUCCAAAAUUAAAUAUAUUUACAAGUGGUUCAUCACAAAUCCAAAAUGAUAUAUUUGGUAAUUUUACUGCAUUCGAUAAUUCAGCGACAAAUGAAAAUACACAAGGAAUUAAUAAAUCAGCGUCAAGUAAUGUCUUUAAGAAUAGCGGUGGUAGUAAUUCAUCAAAUGAGAAUUAUUCGGCUGAAAAAGGUGGUAGUGAUUUUUCGUUUGAUCCUUUUGGUGGUAAUAGUUCAAAUGAUCUCUUAGGUAAUUGGGGAAAUACUGUAAAAACUUCUGGCCUAAAAACUCCAAAUGAAGAUAAUUUUCCACGUAAUUCAAGUGUACCAAAUUUUGGAGCGCAAAAUAAAGAUCCAUUUGCUAAUUUGGCUGGUUCUUUAGGUGCAGGUCUUAAUGCUAGUUGGAAUGGUACACCACGUGAUUCAAAUACUCCACAAUCGACAAGUCCAGCAACAGUUGGUACACCAGUUCAUUCUAGUCCACAUAUGCAAAAUAAAGCUAGUAUGUUUAGUGACAAUAGUAAUUUAGAUUCAUCAGUUUAUAAUAAUAAACCAGCUACUAAAUCUGGUGAUGCAUUUGAAGAUCUUCUUGGUAGUCAAGGAUAUAAUUUCUUUAGUUCACGAAAGGCUGAUAAAGACAGUCCAAAGACUAUCAAUGAAAUGCGUAAAGUUGAAGCAGCUAAAACAAUGGAUCCAGAUAGAUUAAAAGUAUCUGAGUGGUCUGAGGGUAAAAAAGGAAAUAUUAGAGGUCUUUUGUGUUCAUUACAUACUGUUUUGUGGCCAGAAGCUGAUAGGUGGCAACGAUAUGAAAUGCAUCAACUCGUUUCAGCUGCAGAUGUAAAGAAAGCUUAUCGAAAAGCUUGUUUAGCAGUUCAUCCAGACAAGCAAGCGGGAACUGCCAAUGAAAAUAUUGCAAAGCUCAUAUUUAUGGAAUUAAAUAAUGCUUGGAGUGCAUUUGAAAAUGAUGCAUCUCAGCAAAACUUGUUUAGUUAAUUAUAAUAAUUAAAUGUUGAUAAUAGUUUAACAAAAAAAAAAAAAAAAACUAAAAUAUUUUUGAUCAAUAUAUUUUUUUUGUUAUUUGUCUGAUGAGUAAAAGACUCAUUUGCCGACUUUGCGCACUUGUUGUAAUGUUAUUUUUAAUUAAUAAGAUAAAAAUUUAUUACAUUCCAAUAACAAUAUUAUUAUUAGUUGUAAUUGUGGUAUCUAUCUAAAUUAUAUCGUAGAUAUUUUAAGUGGUACCCGUCUACAUAAAAAUUUAUGUAAUUUAGU